Diversispora eburnea is the source of this 570-nucleotide messenger RNA. Lineage: Eukaryota; Fungi; Glomeromycota; Glomeromycetes; Diversisporales; Diversisporaceae. The record is from the annotation of a GenBank genome assembly.
AUGAGCAAAAAUACAGAAUUAAAAGAUGAUUAUGAAGCCAAAUUAGAUAAGGCGAAUGAGGAAAUUGAAAAAUUAAAAAGAAGAAAUCGAGUUUUGGCUGAAAUUAAUAAACAAUUUGGAGAAGAAAAUGAUCAAUUAAACAAAGAUCUUGACCAAUAUAAAAAAUAUCGUAUGCCAAGACCAUUUCAGGCAAGAUCAAGUCCUGAUAAUUCCAGAAGUAUAGAAAUGAAACUAAUUAUGAAGAAAAUUGAUGACGAAUUUAAUUUGAAUUAUGAUGAAACUUUCGCCAUUCUGGUGAAUCUUGAAAUUCAACGAAAACUAAUACCGGAAUUGAUCUCCACAAAUCCCGACGAGCCACAGUUAAAAUGUGCAAUUCUGGUAAAAUUUCAAAAGAUCUUCAACGUGUACAUGUCAACAAUCGGCUUAAUGAUGAAUCAUCCUGGCGGAUCGCAACUAUCAUUCGCCAAAAUAUCCAAUGAUGAUGAUGAUUUGACCUCAAAAUCAGCUUAUGAUACCGAAAUUGAUCAAUUGGAGGGCGAAUAUGAGAAGGGUGGUUCGAAUUUAUCUUAA